Onychomys torridus (southern grasshopper mouse) is the source of this 5616-nucleotide messenger RNA. RefSeq lists its product as uncharacterized. The transcript has 3 exons. Bases 579 to 1487 code for a protein of 302 amino acids. Lineage: Eukaryota; Metazoa; Chordata; Mammalia; Rodentia; Cricetidae. The record is from RefSeq and is a predicted model, not a curated record.
GCUCCCAAGAAACAAAACAGAUCUCUAAAACAGAUCCGGAAACUCACAGUGUCACAGUUGGAAGAAACAGAGAUAAAUGUCAGUGCAUCUGAUCUGACACGAUCAACACUUAUGGAGCUGAAUGUUUCAGAAUCCGGAGAUGUGACUUCCUCCUCUGUCUCUGUCAUUGUGGUUCAGGAGGCUAUCCUACCCAGCUAUUCCUGUAAAAAGGGAAAGCCUUCUACUGACUACAGCAUGUCCUCUGCAUCAUCCAACAACAACUCGAUCCUGUCUUAUCUUCCAGCGUUUCCUGAAGGAACAGCUUGGCAAUUCCAGAGUGAUUGUGUACCUGUUUCCUCCCCAAAGGAAACAUCUAUGCCCAGGAGCCAUGGCUCAUCCCUGCCUACUUCUUAGCUGACAGAUCCUGAGAAAUCAGGUCUUUCUCUGAAUUUGGCAGUUCUUCCUCCCUUCCUUCCCCUCCAGCUCUCUCCUUUGAUCAGAGGAGAACUGGAAACACAUAUGUGUCAGAAGGUUUCUACUUUGCAGCAAGAAGUGGUGACUCUGCCUGUGAAAAAUCCUGGGACAUACUCAAUCAUUUGAUGGAUGUACAAGGAGUCCCUGAAGAAGAGCUCCCAAAAACUCAGUUAGCUACACCCAUUCCUCAGAGUGCUGAGCAAAAUACCAGCACAGCUCCAGAUCCUCCAUCAUUGCAUCUUCACAUGAACAUUGGGGUGAAUUCUGAAGUCCAUAGGAUGGAGGCAGUCAUGUCACAACCAUUUCCUUCAAACAGGGAUGAGCACCAAGAACUUAGAUAUAAUCCUUUAGUUAUAUCAAUGGGCCCUCCAUCUCCCAGAAAUUUUGGGGUUAACAUAAUUCAGGAAGAAAAGGCUUUAGUGAAAAAGGAUUCAAAGCACAUGUCAGAGCUGAAUAUAGAGCAGAGGGUCAUACAAACAAAGAUACAGAUACGUAUGGCACAACUAAUCCCAGAAUCAGGGUCAGAGGUGAUAGACUCUGAGGGGUUUUCCCCACAGCUGUCAGAUCAAGCAGAAACCGUGAGUAUAACUCCUCAGCCACUGAAUCAAGUAAUUGAACCAAUAAACCCGUCCUCAGCAUCAACCAUGGAAUUAAAGAGCAUGGCCUCAAGACUGAGUCAAGUCACAGAUAACCAGGAGGUAACUCCUGUGGCAUUGUUUCAUGCCAUGGAUUCCAUGGGGAUGAUUGACAAAUUAAGUCCACAUGUCAUAGAACUAAUAGGAAUAGCCCCAAAGGCACAAUGCCAAGUCAUGGAAUCAGUGAAGACAGACAACACUGCAUACCUAUCAAACCAUAAGACCAGGGAGUAUGAGUGUAGGGCCAAAGCAGACAGUUGUGGAAGCUGUGGAAAUGAUUCCCCAGCCUCGGCAUGGAGACAUGGGAACACUGACCAUGACCUUGGCGUCACAGAAUCAAGCCACAAAACACAUCAGGAUUUCUUCCAGUACAGUACAUCAAAAUGCAAUGGUAAUUAGCUCAAGUGCACUGCCUGAAGCCAUUGAAGAUACAGAAGCCAUGGAUUUCAUGCAGGUAACUCCACUAAGGACAGCUACACGUUACAAAAUCUAGGGCUUUGAUCUGAGGCUCACAGCCUCCAGCUGAAAAUUUGACCCCAGUGUCAGCUCUACCAGAUGUUCCAACAUCUACUGUCCCAGUAGGAACUGUAGAAUCUAGAAGCAUACCUCCACAGCCACCAUCUAAAGUCCUGGAACCAUCAGGAAUGACUGAUGAGCUACUACUGCAAUGUCAAUCCCUGCAUGCUCUAAAGGUGAGCCAGCUAGUCCAGGCAUCUCCCACGGGAAUGAUCACACCACUACAGGUUGUAGAGCCUCAAGACAAAGAGUCUCUGCAAUUGCCUUCUGGGUUACAGGGUCAGGUUGGAGACUCUGUGUGGACUAUGCCACAACCUCAAGGCACAGAGUGUGAGUCAUUUACUCCAGGACUGUCUCAUCAGUUCACAGACCCUUCGGAGUUCACCCCAUGGCACCAAGGCUUAAAAUGUAUGGAGGUAAGCCCAAGACAAAGUCAAAACAUGACAGAAACUGUGGGGUUGAACUGGCCACAAGUGAAGGAUCCUGUAGAGACGCCACAGACACAUCAUCAAAUAAUGGAAUCCACAAGAAUGAUCCCAGCAGCACCAUUCCCAGUACAGGACCUAUAGGAAGGGGCCAAAAAGCAUCAAGUUUCAGAUGCUGAAUUAGUGCCAGUCAUACCACUGCUUCAGGAAAUGGAAUAUUUGGGGGGGGGAGCACAAUCCCACAGCCUAAGGUUAUAGAUUUCAUGGACUUACCCCCAGCACUACAGAAUGUAAAAUCUCAGCACCUAAUCCCAGAUCCAAGAUUGCAAAGUAUGAAAUCUCAACAGUGGUAUGUAUAGAUGUGGCCCUAGAACUACAUCAGCAGAAUAUGCAAUAUAAGGAAUUAACCCCCACACUAUAACUGCAAAGAGAGACAUCUGUGCCAUCAGCCCCUGAGUCUCGGUUUUGAGAUGUGAAAUCUGGUCAACUGACAGUUGAGCCACAAUCCCAAAACAAAAAGUCUGCACGGUUGGCCCCAGGUCCACAGUUGCAAAGUAACAAAUCAGUGCAUUUGAUCCCCGAUUCUCAGUCUCAAGGUAUGGAAGAAGCUCUUUCAGCCCUAUCACAGGAGUUACAAGGAGAUAUAAAAAUGGUGGAGUUGACUCUAAGACCAUCACUUGAAGAUAUGAAAUCUGUGAAUGUGACCCCAGAAUCAUGUUCACAAAGCACCGGCUCUGGUAAGAUAGAGCCUGUACCAUUGCUUAAGAAUACAAAGACUCUAUUGGUAGAAGGUAGGAGUCUAAUUCCUGAGGCACUGGUGGAGAUUAUGGAAGUUGGUGAACUGAUGCCAAGCACACACUUUAAUGCAACAAAAUCUUUAGAAGUGAGUCCCAGACCAAGUUAUAAUUUAAGUCCUUUGAGUUGAUGCCUGGAUCAGAAUCUCAAUGUCCAAAAUCUGUUCUGUUGAACUGUGGACCAUCUUUUCAAGAUGUGAUGUCAUCUCUCUUAAAGGUAGGGGUGGAGUUUCAAGAGAUCCCAUUUUUGAAGAACCAACUUUGUAUGUAGCAGCAAACCACACAACCAAUGUUUUCUUUGAGGCUUCCAACAAAUGGUGUGAAAUCUGUGGGAGUUUCACCAACCCCAGUGCCUGAAGAUAGAAUGUCUCCAGACAUGAGCAAACAGCCAUUGCUUUGUUUUCCAAAUUCUGUGAAACUGACACCUGGCUGCAGUCUGCAGGACUUUAAGAAGUGAGGAAUUUUCACCUGAACCUUGUUUUGAAAAUGUUACAUCUGUGAAGUUGAAGCCAGGGUCACCGACUCAAAGUGUGAUUUCUCUAGUGUUCACUCCUUGCCACUGUUCUCAAUGUGCUAAGUGUUGCUUUGCACCAGAGCCAUGUUUUCAAGAUGUGAAGCCUGUGCCACUGAGGCUCUGCUCCCAACAGCCAAGCGUGGGUCGCCAACAGUUUCCUUUAAAUGACAAACUAAUGGUACCAACAGCAGAGUCCACUGGGGAGUUCUUAGCAGGACCAGCACUGACUAGUGUCAAAUUUUCAAAUUUGAUUCCAGAAUCAUAGCAACAAUGUAUGAAACCGACAGAAUUUACUUCAGAGCCAUAGUGACAAAGUGUAAAACAUGUGACAUUGUCAUCAGUGUCUCUGCUGCAAACUGGAACCUCGGUGGGGUUAUCACCAAGACCAUUCCUUCAAAAUGUGACAUCUGAGAACCAAAAUCCCCAAACACGUGAUCAAAUUAUAGAAUCCUCUCAAGUGAUAUAUAGAAGAGGGCACUAGUUGGCAUACUAUACUGAGAAGAUGAGGCGCCAAUUCUCUAAAUUGGUGGAUUUUAUUUCACUACCAGAUCAUCAAGAUGCAGGAUCUUCAGAAAUGACAAAAGGGUUGGGAUAUAAAAGCCUAGAAACAAUAAAGGAAUCUAUGAAGUUGACACCUAAACCAACAGAUAAAGUCAUAGAAUCAUUAGUGAUGCCUCAGCAGCUCAAUCUUCAAGAACCAGAAUCUGUUGAUCUGACUCCCACACUAAGUGAUCCAGAUUUGAUGUCCUUAGAAUUAACCCCACAGAAAAGCUUCCAGAGCCCAGAAACUCUGGAGUUGCUUUCUUGUUUGUGGCCUCAAUUUAAAGAUUACAAGGAGUUGCCAACAGAACAAGCCACAGAAUCUAAUAGACUGACCUUGACCUCAAGAAUCAUGUUGCAGAAGGAAGGAUGCUAACUUGUGAGGUAAGACCAGGGAAAGAAUUUCUUAGCGUGACUUCAAAGCCAAUAAAUAGACUGGAUGUGUUGAAAAAUCUCUAAGACUAUGUCCUCGUGACUUAGGACCUGGUGUGGUGAGCUCUGAGAAAAGAUCUCAAAGGGAACAACAAUCUCUAGCAUGGCCACCAAGCCCAUCCUAUCAUGUUCCAGAUUCUGUUUCAGGGAUAACCUCAGGACAGGGACCUCAGAUUUCUGUAAGUUGAACCUCUAAGUCAUGGCUGCAAAUAGAAGAAUCCUUAGAGUUGUUAACCCAGCAAGCCAGUCAAGUUGUGGGAGAUAUAGACUCUGAGGAGCUCACUUUUGAGUCAUGGCAGCCAGGGGAGGUAGCAGGUAGGCUAACAAAGCCCCAGGAUGUAAGCAUGGGAACUUCAAACAUAACUCCAAUAAAAUCACUGGAUGAAAUUAUAAACUUUGCAAUGGUCAGUCCAAAGUCCCUAGGUCAAGUGACAGAAUCCACAAAGACAUGGCUGAUCUCCCCAGUGUUUCCAAAUCUGUGGAAGUUAUCUCGGGACCGCCACUAAAAGUUAUACUUUGUAGUGAUACCGAAGCCAACCUCUCAAGGGACAAAGCAUGCUGAUUUGACUCCCAAACUGCAUGGAGUAAUAUUGGCAGAACUUGCUUCAAGUCUUUGGCUACAAAAUGUGACAGAACCCUUAGACCUCUCUCUGAGAGGAGUCAAGGCAGUCCCUCCCGAAGACAGAAUAGUAGUCCUUAUGUGAGAACCCUUCAAAUUCUCUCUGACCUGAACCAUUCCAAUCUCUCUAAGGGGAGAGGUCUCCGCCCCUCAUGGAGGAGCUGACCCAUCCAAGGGAGACACCCUUAAGGAGGUCUCUUAGUUCUGGAGAGAGGAGAGGACACAGUCCUUCCACAAAGGGUCGACUCAGUUUUUCUGGGAGGAGCCAACACAGACCCUCAAAAAGGAGCCAUCUCAGUUCCAUCCAGAGGUAUUGGGGCAGUCCUUCAGAAAGGAGCCAUGGUAGUCUCUCUGAGAGAACCCCUUUUAGUCCCUCUGGCAGGAAAAGACAUAGUUCUUUUGGAAGACAUAGCUUGUCUAUAAAGAUUUCAAGACUUACAAACUCCUAGGGAAUUAUGCCUCCUAGGAACCACACCAAAAAAUCCAAAAGUUGGACAAGUUUGAAGACAUGAAGUGAGUAGAUAAGGAGAGACCUGCAAUGUUAGUAAUAUCCUGCAAAUCUUGACCCAGUUGCUGCCGCUUCCUGCUCAGCCACUGCCUGCAACAUCAGCAGUGAAAGAGCAAUCUGGAGGGGAGUGAGAAUGGGUCUCUAAUUUAAGAUCAAUAAAGGGCCAAUAAUCGAACUAUA